This is a messenger RNA of Solanum dulcamara, 1776 nucleotides long. RefSeq lists its product as uncharacterized. The record is from RefSeq and is a predicted model, not a curated record. The coding region runs from base 269 to 1177 and encodes 302 amino acids. The transcript has 2 exons. Lineage: Eukaryota; Viridiplantae; Streptophyta; Magnoliopsida; Solanales; Solanaceae.
AAAACAAAACCUCUCCACAUACAUGUCCAUUUCCUUCUCUUUAGCCUUUCCAUUGACCCCUUAAAAUAAUUGUAGCUUCUCGUCCUUUCCCUCUCUCGCCAUGUUCACACAUAACAAAACAUCCACACUAUUUCUCAUCUUUAAAUUCAGAAAACCCUAAUUAUGAGUUUUGUUGAUCCCUAACCUUAAAUUUCAUUCAAUUCUCUUUGUUUUAAUCAAGGAUCAAUUUCCUUAAUUUUUUUUUAUAUUGAAGAAAAAUUUGGGAUUAAUGGGUAAUCAAGAUCAGGAUAUGUCAAUGGCAAUCUACAAAAAUUCGAAUUUCACGGGAGGUUGCUUAGAAAUCCGUUUGUUUUACGUACGGAUCACGCCAUGCGCGGUUGAUACCCUACCGGACCACCUCACACUCCGCCACCUCCGCCGUGAGAUGGGUGUGUUGUUAGAGAUCAACAGUUCUCGUAUUCCGGCCACUGAUACAGCCUCCAUAACCCUCCGCCGUGAUCGGGUUGACAAGGAAUCGUCGGAGGUUACGUAUGUGAGCACGGAUAGCGUUAGGGUUUCAGGGCCGGUGGAAUUCGAGGUACAUGAAAAUGAAAAGGAAUUAAUACUUUGUGGAUCAUUGGAGAGAUUAGAGACAACGUGGGCUAAUGGUAAUGUUCUAGAGAAUGAUUCGAGGAGUGCAUGGAGCAUGGAUUGUUACCCAACAGCAUCAUUUGGGAACGAUGGAUCAGCUUUUGUUCAGCCCAAAUUUGGGGUUUCUUCACCAUCAAUUGAGGUUUAUAUAGCGGGUUGUUGUUCGGGUGUCCCUGUGAUUCUAACCAAGACAAUUCAGGUCAUCCCGAGAAGGAAGUUACCUAGGCAGGGCAUGUUGGAUGCAAUUCCAGAGGAUGAGGAAGAUGCGAAGGAGCAGGGGAGCUCGAAUGGAUUUGGUCGACAAAUAAAACCAUUGCAGACCACAGAGGAUAUGGACGAUAAUGAGGUGGAACAGAAGGCUGGAUAUGGAUUCUAUUCAGAUGACAUGUACCCUGGUGAAGAUGGUCAGCUCACCUGGUUCAAUGCAGGAGUGAGGGUUGGUGUCGGGAUAGGCCUCGGGAUGUGUGUUGGUGUCGGAAUCGGGGUGGGACUACUUAUGCGUUCUUAUCAGGCAACCACUAGAAAUCUGCGGAGGAGGUUUUUCUAGGCUUCUAACUUUCAGUCAUAGAGAAAUUGACUUCUUAACUGGAUUUCUAACUGGAAGCAGGACCUAUAUGGUCAUUAAAGUAGCGUCACAUCUUAGUGGCAGCAGGAAAAGGAGAGGCACCUAGUGCUGCAGCUGAAGAGUGGUUACAUAAUCAUUAGAUGGUGGGAGGCCCUAAGGUAGUUCAUAUCCUUGAACAGAAGCUUAAGAAGACCUCCAUCCAAGGAUCAUCUGUGUUGAGUGUGUACAAAUGCCCCAUCCCGAGAAGCUGUGUCAAUGUGUUCAUAUGCUGUAUUUAGAACUGGAUAUCUCGUAUAUAUGUCCUUUUUUUCUUUUUUUCCUGGUUGGUUUAAUGCAUCAGUUUUGUUGUUGGUGUGUGCUGAAGUUUGUUAUUAAGUUAUGAAGAGUUGAUAUUCAUCAUACAAUUUUGGUAGUUGGAGUAGGUGGUUCGGUACAACAAAUUUAGUUUGUAAAUGUAUUCGGCAGAUUGUUACUCUACUACAAUAACAGCUUGUUUGGAUUGGCUGUUGCAUAUUGUUGUAUCAAUGUAUCGUGUUGUAUUGUAUUUUACAAUAUUUAGAUUGUGUCAAUUUUUGUCAAUA